Tupaia belangeri chinensis (Chinese tree shrew) is the source of this 681-nucleotide messenger RNA. It is a transcript of the gene DKK4, whose product is annotated as dickkopf Wnt signaling pathway inhibitor 4. Bases 1 to 666 code for a protein of 221 amino acids. Gene Ontology annotation, molecular function: co-receptor binding; receptor antagonist activity. The transcript has 4 exons. Gene Ontology annotation, cellular component: extracellular region. Gene Ontology annotation, biological process: multicellular organism development; negative regulation of canonical Wnt signaling pathway. The record is from RefSeq and is a predicted model, not a curated record. NCBI's taxonomy places the organism in Eukaryota, Metazoa, Chordata, Mammalia, Scandentia, Tupaiidae.
AUGCUGCUGGUGGCCUUGCUGGGGCUCAGCUGGUUCUGCUGUCCCCUCGGCGCUCUGGUUCUGGACUUCAACAACAUCAAGAGCUCCGCCGAUGUGCAAGGCUCUCGGAAGAGUUCGCAGUGUCUGUCCGACAAGGACUGCAACGCCAGGAAGUUCUGCCUCCAGCCCCGCGACGAGAAGCCCUUCUGCGCGACGUGCCGAGGCUCCCGCCGGCGGUGCCAGCGCCACGCCAUGUGCUGCCCAGGGACGCUCUGUGUGAAUGACGUCUGCACCGCGGUGGAGGAUGCAGCCCCAAUUUUGGAACGGCAGGCUGAUGGCCAGGAUGGCACGGACACCAAGGGGACCCAUGAGCACCCACUUCAGGAGAAGCAGCCCCAGCAGAAACCAGACACCAAGAAAUCACAAGGCAGUAAGGGACAAGAGGGAGAAAGCUGUCUUAGAACCUUCGACUGUGGCCCUGGACUUUGCUGUGCUCGUCAUUUCUGGACUAAGAUCUGCAAACCGGUCUUGCUAGAGGGACAGGUGUGCUCUCGGAGGGGGCAUAAAGACACUGCUCAAGCCCCAGAAAUCUUCCAGCGCUGUGACUGUGGGCCUGGCCUCUCCUGUCGGAGUCAAGCAACUGGCGGUCGACAAUAUGCUCGGCUCAGAGUAUGCCAAAAAAUAUAAAUAUUUCCAAAUAAA